CAUCGACACACACUAAGGCACGCCAUGGACUCCACGAACGGACCGUCGGCCCCACCGACGGCCACUUCCAACUGGACCUCCCAGCCGGCCAGCACCGAGAGCGCGGCAUGCGACCUGCCGCCCCCGGUGCCCGAGGGCAUGCAGGCCCUGAUGUACAUCAUGUACAUCGCCGUGUCCGUGGCGGCCAUCGGCGGAAACGGCAUCGUGUGCUACAUUGUGCUCGCAUACCAGCGCAUGCGGACCGUGACAAACAUGUUCAUCAUGAACCUGGCCAUCGGGGAUAUCCUGAUGGCGUCCCUCUGCAUCCCGUUCACCUUCGUGUCCAAUCUGCUGCUCGGCUACUGGCCCUUUGGCGGCGUCAUGUGCGUGGUGGUGACGUACGCCCAGUGUGUCACUGUCUUCAUCUCGGCCUACACGCUCAUUGCCAUAUCGGUGGACCGGUACACGGCCAUCGUGUACCCGCUUCGGCCGCGGAUGACCAAGCUCCGCUCUAAGAUCAUAAUCGGCGUCGUGUGGCUCGUGGCGCUGGUGACGCCGCUGCCGACGGCACUGGUGACGCAGCUGGUGCCGCACCCGUGCGCGAACCAGACGUACUACUGCCUGGAGCAGUGGGGCACCCCGGAGCAGACCACCUACUACAGCAUGGCCCUGAUGAUCCUGCAGUACUUCUUCCCGCUGCUCGCGCUCAUCUUCACGUACACCCGGAUCGCGGUCGUGGUCUGGGGCAAGGAAACGCCCGGAGAGGCCCAAGACGAACGAGACCAGCGGAUGGCGGCGUCGAAACGAAAGAUGAUCAAAAUGAUGAUCAUGGUUGUGACGGUGUUCAUGCUGUGCUGGUUCCCGCUGAACGCGUACAUCCUGCUCUCGGACCUCAACCCGGACAUCAACAGCUACGAGUACAUCCGCUACAUCUACUUCGUCAUCCACUGGCUGGCCAUGAGCCACGCUUCCUACAACCCGUUCAUCUACUGCUGGAUGAACGCCAAGUUCCGCGAGGGCUUCGGCAACCUGACCCGUCGCUGCUGGCCGCCGGUCUGCUGGCCGGGGCGGCUCAGGAGACAAACGCUUCGCAAGGAGUCGAACGAGGGCGCCGCUUUGCGCCGCGUCAACACGUACACCACGUACGUGAGCGUACGUGCUGCGGGCGGAGGCUCCAGCCUCAAGUUCAACGGCAACCGCGGUCUCAAGGAGGUCAACGGCAAGAUCGGAGACUACGAAGACUCCCGGGUCUGAGCGUCGCCUCUGUGUGUGUAUGUGUGUGUGUCUGGCGCGAAGAAAACGCGUUGGUGUGGCGAUGCCGAAACGUCUGUUCGGUCUUGAUGACUAAUGCGCUCAAGGACUACGAAGAAGCUCCAUAGAAGUGAGGAAGCUAUCGUGCUCACAACGUGAGAGUGAAAUCGGGUGUUACGUCCGGUCACAUCGCCCGUGCUUAACAUUUACGAGUGUGUGACACUGGUAUAGUUUGUUUUCUCGUGUAUCAAGUAAAACAGAAAAGGUCACUCCUCAUAAACUGUGCUCACGCUCUUCGGCAACGGGAAACUUCGAACUCAAGACACUCUACACGCGUGCGGUUAGCCUCUCUCCCGUGUUUAAAAUCUGGUCUUCGCUGCUCUUAUGUUUACACUGAGUAUUGCAUGCUACACUUGAUGUUCGUCUCAAACAUGCCCAUAUACAUGGCUUGCACUGGCGUCAUAUCGGCGGCCUCGAGGCGGCAGUACUGUUGAGGUGUACCUUCUGGAAAUUACACUUCGCAACACCGACUUCAUUUUUCUCUGCAAGAGCGAGUACAAAUGACCACCAGCGCGACUCGACUACGUCACUUGCAAUCCAUGUGUACUAUUGUGUUUGUUGCGCGAAACGCGCCCCCAGUGACCAGCCGAAGUGCAGCCGUCGCGAUGCUCACAGACACAUGUGCAGCAACCACAAGGUCAGUGACGUUCACUGUCUUGAACACUGGCAAAACGGACACUGCCCUGGUCAAGCAGCAAAAUAUUUGACACUUAAAUGUUGUUUUGGCACCUUUUUCGUACCAUAAGGGGAUAUUAAUAAGAAGAAAGGUGGAUAGAUCGCACGAGGUCGCAUCUACAAUGUUAAAACAAUGAAAAGAAAAAAGUAUCCAAGAAAUGGGCUUUGUUUGAGGGCCAGAUGCGUACUCAUACCGUCCACGAUAUUAGAGAAAACGCAGAGCGCCCUGCGUUUGCGUUAGCGUUGCGUGCUCCACACCGAGCAUGCGCGGCGUCUCCCUGCACCAAUCCAAGACCGCAGUUUGGGUUCCGCGCACGCUCAGUAUUGAACACGCAACGCUACCGCAAACGCAAAGUGCUUUGCGUUAGCGUUGCGUGUUCCAUACGCAAUACUAAAAGUCACUACUAUUGGGAAAGGCAGCUCGCUUAUAUUGCUACAAACAUUGAUAGUUUAAGAAACGCGGGGCCCUGCUUAUUAUGUUAAUGCGUCUUGCUUUGUGAUUGGUCCUGCAGCAUUCUUAUCGGGUAAUGCUGCUAUCUCAUUGGCUGAGGGACGAUAAUGAAAUAGGAAGAUAUGUUGAUAACAUGCAAAUUUAAAAAUAUUUGUUUCAACUGUAUGCAGUGCGUCAAAAGUGCACGUAAAGCGCUGGUGUAAUCGAACACGAGGUCAAAAGACGCGUGGCAUCGUUUCGAAAGUUGUACUUCUGGUUCGCUAAAAUAUUUCAAAAAGAACAUUUCAUGCCAAAGCCUUGAGUUCAGCAUCGUUACGUGAUUGUGAAGCUUCAUUUACUAUAAGCGAAAGAAUGCGGGAUUAAUGCAGAUUAGGAAGCAUCCUGAUCUAAAACUGAUAUUUUGCGCCUCCUGUUCACUAUUUUAUUUCUCCGUGUCCCAGGGUUUAUGUUAUUAUGUCUUUUGCAGUGGUGUAUUGAGUGUGAAUGCGGGCAAGAGUAAAAUAUCCAGUCAAUAUGAGUGUUUUUGUGUACAGCUAGGGCGUGGUACAGUAAGGCCGAACGCGCAAUCUGCUAUAUUUGUUCACAACUUCACACGGUUAAAAUAUUGACAUAAAAAUAUCCACAAUAGUGCAAUAAAAUCCAAUCUUGUUUGGCACUAACCACUACGAGUAAAAUGCGACAAAACAGAGAAGCCUUCUUCAAGUUAAAUAUGCUUUACCGCUCUUUACGUACACACCGCAAAUUAAUGUCGAGUUGUGAUUUGCCGGGUAAUCUUAGCUGGUCUAAUCUAUUUGUCUAAAGGGUUGCGAUAUCAACUAAUGACGGUGUUCGUACAAGGUAGGUUACUGUAUCUGGAAAAGUAGCGCCAUUGCCUUCCCGCCUGCUAGCCGGACACAAGCAAAUACCAACAUACAGGCGACGAAACCUCUCAAAGUGAUUGGAUGAUUGGUCUCGGUUGCCAUAGCUAUCGCCAUUUUGCGCCUCUCAAAUGCUCGAAGCUUCGAAAGGGUCGUUUCAAUUAGUCGCAGCAAAAUCGCUAUCCAUCAUGGCACUGAAAGCGUUC
This is a messenger RNA of Ixodes scapularis (black-legged tick), 3479 nucleotides long. RefSeq names its product RYamide receptor. Gene Ontology annotation, cellular component: membrane. The transcript is spliced from 2 exons. The coding region runs from base 25 to 1233 and encodes 402 amino acids. Gene Ontology annotation, biological process: neuropeptide signaling pathway. The record is from RefSeq and is a predicted model, not a curated record. Lineage: Eukaryota; Metazoa; Arthropoda; Arachnida; Ixodida; Ixodidae. Gene Ontology annotation, molecular function: neuropeptide Y receptor activity.